AUGGCGAAACGCAAGGCACCUGAAGAACUCUCCACUAAUUUGAAUACUAUCAAAGCUCGCAACCGCGUCUCCAAUCUUACUGAAGAUGAGAAGGCUGUUCAUUUAGCACUCAAGGCUGACCAUGGCGAUCUGAGCUACUACUUAAAGAAGUUAUACAAGUCUGCAAAGUAUAUCGCUGCCUCUGCUGAAGACAAGACACGUCUACAGAAUGAAUUGAAGGUUGAGCGUAUUCGUGUUCGGACUGAAAAGGGCACCCAUGCAUCUUGCAUUGCGAAUCAGAAAGUCAAGAAUACUAGCGCCCCUUCUUCUUCUCCACAAGCCCCACCAUCUACUCCGCCACAACUUCUGUCUGAGCUUGCUGCAUUUGAGGGUAUCACCAGUAUCCCAAUCGAUGACGAUCAUAACAGCGAAUGGGAGGAUACUGAGGUUGAAGACGAUUUAGAGUUGGAGCUUAUGUUACGGCGCGACGAUAUUUUAAAUGACGAGGCUGUUCUACCAGAUGAGCUUUCUGAUGAAGAGAUCGCUAGCAUCCAGGCUCUCUUAACUCAAGCACGCAUUGAUGCCCAUGAAGAGUCCAAUUUCCGCAAGUGGCAACAUUUCUGGGAUAGCUGUAUCCGCUCAUAUACGAGAAAGGCUGGAAAGCUGAGAAAGAAGCCUGAGCAUCUCUUUGAAUAUAUGCCAUGGAUUGAUGUAGAAGAAGGCACUUUUCACAACGUUAUCCCACCACAUAAAUAUUUCUGUUUGUACGAGCAGGCAGUUUGGACAAACUUUACAGCUUGGAAGUUUGGAAAGUGGGCCCAAUUACCAGGACCUGCGCAGUGGUACCCAAAGUCUUACAAUCUUGUCGACAACGGAUGGUUACAAGUCUCCACUCAUAGUUCUAGCUUCAAAGAGGCGUUCUUACUUGUCUACUCUAAGAAAUUUGAUAAGGAAAAGUGGGCUAAGGUAUCAGCUGCACAGGAUAUGUUGUUUCUGGAGUUAGAGUAGAGGAGAGAAAUGGAGUAUUUGAUUUUCCGACGCGAAUAGGGGCUAUAGAGAUUUAAGUAUUUCAUCGUAGCCAGACUUCUGGUAAUCUUCUGAUAAUCAAACAAUUUGCUACUUG
Pseudogymnoascus destructans is the source of this 1102-nucleotide messenger RNA. RefSeq lists its product as uncharacterized. The transcript is spliced from 4 exons. The coding region runs from base 1 to 987 and encodes 328 amino acids. Lineage: Eukaryota; Fungi; Ascomycota; Leotiomycetes; Thelebolales; Thelebolaceae. The record is from RefSeq and is a predicted model, not a curated record.